Thalassophryne amazonica is the source of this 1775-nucleotide messenger RNA. RefSeq names its product chromosome 5 C5orf34 homolog (gene c5h5orf34). Bases 109 to 1575 code for a protein of 488 amino acids. The record is from RefSeq and is a predicted model, not a curated record. Lineage: Eukaryota; Metazoa; Chordata; Actinopteri; Batrachoidiformes; Batrachoididae. The transcript has 11 exons.
UCACAAGAAGCGUCGCCUGCUGAUGACGUCAGUGCUCCCGCUGCGAUUUGACUUUCCGCGCCUCUGUUCUUUGAAAACAUUUGAUUAGGAGAAGUUAUUUUUGGUUAAAUGACGGAAAGCAGCGCUGCAGCAAUCGCUGCUGCUGUCAGACUCAUGGUGAUGUACGACGAUGAGUCCGUGGCAGUUCGCUUGGAGAGCGGAGCGCAGCUCCAGCUGUCGCCGUGCGGCUGUGACUUUCUGCUGGACAGAACCUCACACAGAGUCCGACAGAGGACGAGGUUCACCGUCAGCGCAUACAGGGAGUUGAUGAUUGCAACAUUGAAAUUUAGGAAUAUGUAUUCCAGUCGACCAUACCUGCCACAAGAACUCAUCCCUGCCAUCCACAAAAAGCCUUUUUUCAGUAUUGACUCAUGCGUUCAGUGGCCUGAUCGAUCCUCCUGUGAUGUUGAGGUCGGUCCUGGAGGUGAGACCAUCAUCAGGUCAGUGGAUGGAAAGGCUGUGCUGAUACUGUCACCCUCAGGUGAAGAAUUCUCAGUCGAAUUCACAUGCAACCUUAGCAAAGCUGAUGGCCACUUCCACACGGAGCAUCACCGCAGCAGAAAGCUGGACAGCAGCAGCAGCAGUGUAGGUGGUGUGCUGCUGCAGCAGCCAGGAAGCAACACUGGGUGCCUGCAGAACGCUAGUGAUGAAGCCAAAGGGGUUCACAGGGGAAGCAGAAGUGGUAAACACAGUAGAUCAAGGUCUUGUUCUUCUCAGAUGAACCAACACAGUAGUGCUCAGCCAAAGCCAGAGGAGGUGUACCAGUCUACUACAGUUGUUCAGCAUCACUCCUGCAGUGAUGUUGCCCCCGUGUGGCGCCACCCGCUCUCUUUGGCUCACCAUCACAUGGAGGCUCAUCUGUCUAAACUUGGUGAUGUCAAAAUGGAGGAAGCCAGAGAUUCCACUCAGGAAGAUAGAAAAAGGAGCAUGUCAGACGUAUGCAGCCGUGAGAGGAGUUUUUGCCUUCCGCAGGCAUUACCUCUCACAUGUGCAUCCCCUCACUGGCACAGGUGGAAGUUUAAAGACCCUCUGUGCAACCAAGAAAAUUCAGACCAAGAGAUUCCAGUUGAGCCAAUCAAAGUGAUGUGGUGUGAAGGAGUUACUUACAGGAUACUGAGUGGAACGGUUUCAGCCAUCGAGGUUUCCCCGGGAGAUGGAUCAGUCAUAAGAUCCAACAGUGUCCUGAACAGUUAUUUUAUACAUCACAGACCUGAGCUUCACACUGGGAUGGUGAACAAGGUCACAUACCAUGUGAACAGCCUUCCACCUGAUGUGCCUGGACAGGUCUACUCAGUCAGAUCUGUUCUGAAACGUGCAUAUAGGAUUCUUACUUGUUCUACCCAGGCUAGGAAAUCACUGAUGCUCCCUGACUUACCCAGCUGCUUGCAGGAGUACAAACAUUUUACAGACAUUAUGACAUCAACUGAAGAAAACCUGUGUCAGAAUGUAACUGAGGACCAGCAUGUAAUUGUUACUCAGAUGGCAGAAAAUUGGUCAAAAAUUGUAGCUGCUGAACUGAGGAAGAUAACGUUUUAACUUUCUGCUGGAGAACAGCAGCCUUCUGCAAAGUGAGAAAGACCCUACAGAUCUGGAAGGCACUUCCACAGAAGAGGCGAGUGGUGAACCAGUGGAUGAGAGCUGCAUUUGUGAAGCCCUUCAGAGAACAUCCAAAGUAAUACAGGACAUUGAUGGUGUCAUGGCUGCAGCCGCACUCACUAGAGACAUUUUUACUGAGC